Fraxinus pennsylvanica is the source of this 849-nucleotide messenger RNA. Lineage: Eukaryota; Viridiplantae; Streptophyta; Magnoliopsida; Lamiales; Oleaceae. The record is from the annotation of a GenBank genome assembly.
AUGGAAAAGGAAAAGAAUUUGGAAGAAAAGGAAGAGGAAGAAGAAGCAAUUGAGCUGGUUCUAUUUCAAGUAUCUGAAUGCUACGUGUAUUUGAUACCUCCACGGAAAACCGCAGCUUCUUACAGGGCUGAUGAGUGGAAUGUCAAUAAAUGGGCAUGGGAAGGCACUCUGAAAGUUAUUAGCAGAGGAGAAGAAUGCAUUGUCCGAUUAGAAGACAAGGAGACAGGUGAAUUGUAUGCACGGGCAUUUUUGAGAGAUGGGGAGCCACACCCUGUGGAGCCUGUAAUUGAUAGCAGCAGAUAUUUCGUUCUUCGAGUAGAAGAGAAUAUUGAUGGACGCCUUCGCCACGCUUUCAUCGGUAUAGGAUUUCGAGAAAGGCCUGAAGCUUAUGACUUCCAAGCUGCCCUCCAUGACCAUAUGAAGUACCUGAAUAAGAAGAAAACUGCUGAAGAGAUGGAACAACAACACCAGAAUAUUUCUUCAGUAGAUUACAGUUUAAAAGAUGGGGAGACCUUAGUGCUUCAAUUAAAGAAUAAAGGUAGUGGCAACCUAAAGACCAAGUUCUUUGAGCAAGGCUUGAAUAAUCUUUCCUUGGAUGACAAGGGUACUAAGAAAGAAUCAGCAGGAGGUAUGAAAUUGCCCCCUCCUCCGUCUGCACCCCUCUCGCCUGCUGUUACUGCUCAAAAUUCACCCUCGGGAUCGCCCACCAAAUUUAGUCUCGAGGAAACUUCUAAAGACGACUUGUCAAAUCCCAAAAAAGAACAACCAAAAGAAUCAGGAUCUCAUCAAUCCCAAAAUCUUCAAGAUAUACCAGAUGAUGAUUUCGGGGAUUUUCAAGCAGCUGGAUAA